Molecule: messenger RNA, 2275 nt
Organism: Spodoptera frugiperda (fall armyworm)
Lineage: Eukaryota; Metazoa; Arthropoda; Insecta; Lepidoptera; Noctuidae
Product: putative phosphatidate phosphatase
Exons: 6
Coding region: 618-1478 (286 amino acids)
Biological process (GO): signal transduction; phospholipid metabolic process; phospholipid dephosphorylation
Molecular function (GO): phosphatidate phosphatase activity
Source: RefSeq, a predicted model, not a curated record
AGUUCAUCAGUGAUCAUGGCGCUUGCAACAGUGCCAAAAUGUCGGAAAGUCAAAUAAAUUUAUAAAACAUGGUAAAAGUCCCGUUGCAAUUUCUCAAAUAGUUCUUUUGUCAAUUUAAUUGUUUGAAUAAUGUGUAUCAAAUAAGCCUGCAAGACCUACUGCUACAUACUGAAUACAAAUUCUUAUUCAAUAACAAGAAUUUUAUAUCAAAAAAAACAAUUCCUUGAAAACAUCCGGCUCACAAAAAAAAAACGCUUAUCCAAACAAACCCUUAAACCUAAAGCCCUUCCCUAACCAAUAACUUCCCUAAAAUCUAUUUUUACACAAUUAUAUUUAUCACGCAACGCUAUCGGCAUAGAAGUUGAUAAUGGAGUCGUAUUUAAGGCGUAUCGAGCGGUCAAAUACACCAGUGUGAACGUAGUAUCGCUGCUUAGACGUACUGACGCUCUGUCAGUGGACGGGAGAGCGCGUGCGACUGCGAACAUCGCGAAAAAAAAAAAAAAAUCGAAAAAAUAUUUUUAUCCGCGAAUUAAAUCCGGCUAGUAAAUUACAUCUGGACAGUUUUGAAGACAUCAAGAGGAAUACUAUAGACGUGGUUGACCAGAACAGCAGACGCCAUGACGAAGACCGAAGUUUCAAUAAAUAUACUCAGGAAACUAGUCCUCGACUGUUUCCUACUAAUUGGAUUGGGGCUAUGCAUAUGUGCAACGAAUGUUCUCUGGCAGCCGUUCCAAAGAGGUUUCUUCUGCGGAGACCAGAGCCUCAUGUACCCCUACAAGGGAGACACUGUCACAGUACUUAUGUUAAGGCUUGUUGGACUACUACUACCUAUUUCAGCGUUCCUGAUUUGUGAGUGGACACUCCUGCGCAACGUGCGCGACAGUGAGCGGUGUCUGGGCGUGCGCAUCCCUGCCUGGGUGCGUGGUUUCUACAGCACCCUCGUCUGCUUCGCCAUCGGAACCUGCUUCGUCGAGAUCGCUGUCAACAUCUCCAAAAAUGUCAUUGGAAGACCUAGACCUCACUUCUUUGAUAUCUGCCAACCAUCAAUAAACUGCAGCUCCUUGGAAUGGCAGGACCGGUACAUCCAGUCCUCAGACUACACAUGUACAGGACCACAGACUGACAAGUACGAGGACAUGCGCAAGAGUUUCUUGAGUGGACACUCUGCGUGGGCAGCGUAUACUAUGGUUUAUUUAGCUAUGUACCUAGAAGGCCGAAUGACCUGGCAGGGUACGAGGACACUCCGCCACGCCCUUCAGUUUGGAGUCGUGAUGCUGAGCUGGUUCACCGCGCUCUCGAGGGUCACUGACUUCAAGCACCAUUGGAGUGAUGUGCUCGCUGGGUACUCCCUGGGCGUCGUGUUUGCUGUUGUCAUGUGGGCGUGGGGCACAGAUGUAGUUCAGAAGAAGAAGAACUGCAACUCGUUGCCGCAGUUCGAGAUCGCCAUCACCAGCCAGUCGAUGCAGCCACAACGUUAAAUAACAGUUUUACUUAACUAGACACACCAGAAGAAUUCACGAUUGCCUUCUUUGGGAUUAGUGUAAAACGUCUCAUUAGCCCUAUAUCGUGAGUCGUGAGCACAAAAUGGAAACCUCUCAUUAGGUUUUUAGACUUCUGAAUUUCUCUAUGUAUCACUAAACCACCAGAAGAUUAUGCUACUUAAAGUUCUGUCUUAUUUAUGGCACUUUUCUAUUUUGAAAGUGCUAAGGCAAAAAUCGUUAUUGCCAUGCUAAAUAGUGGACAUUUCUGGGUCACAUCUAUCCACCUAGUCCUAGUCCACUAUUGGACUAUGGACCUCCUUUGAAUUUAAAAAAAUAACCCUAGCAGACUGUGGGCCCUUUCUGAAUGACCGUCUGACUUAAGCUCUACGCUUGGCUGACGGAUUGAAAAUUGCAGAUUAUUAAGUUUAUAAGAGAGCUUGUGCUGUAGCUGCUCGGCCUCUAGCAAAUGUGUAAUCCCGUAACUUAACGGCUCUUAUACACCCACGUGAAGAGAAGGGCUGGUGGCUGAUGCGAAAGAUAUAUAAGAAUAUUCUCCUCUGUCAUCACCGAAUCUUCUUCGAAUUUCUGAGCUAAAUAUGUUUCCACUGUUCUUUACCAAAGAAGUCAAUCGAGAAUACUUCUGUUUAGUUAUGUUAACAACUAGUUAUUUAAUUAAAUAGGCUGUGCAGUAUAUACGUUGUAUCAACGUCUAGAUUUAUAAGAAAUAUUAUUUAAUGUGAUAAUUUAGGUUUAUUAAUGUUAUUUAAAUAAAUUCUCAUUAUUAUUUAACAGAA